Messenger RNA from Nanorana parkeri, 733 nucleotides. RefSeq names its product N(alpha)-acetyltransferase 20, NatB catalytic subunit (gene NAA20). Bases 17 to 607 code for a protein of 196 amino acids. Gene Ontology annotation, cellular component: NatB complex. Gene Ontology annotation, molecular function: protein-N-terminal amino-acid acetyltransferase activity. The record is from RefSeq and is a predicted model, not a curated record. Gene Ontology annotation, biological process: N-terminal peptidyl-methionine acetylation. NCBI's taxonomy places the organism in Eukaryota, Metazoa, Chordata, Amphibia, Anura, Dicroglossidae. The transcript is spliced from 6 exons.
GACCAAUGGCUUCCACAUGUGCCCCACUUCCGGCAGUGUUACACUGCUGUUCCCCUGGUGUGUGGAGAAGAUGACUUCCCUGAGAGCAUUUACCUGCGAUGAUCUGUUCCGAUUCAACAACAUAAAUUUGGAUCCACUCACAGAAACUUAUGGGAUUCCUUUUUACUUGCAGUAUCUGGCACACUGGCCAGAAUAUUUCAUUGUUGCUGAAGCUCCAGGAGGUGAACUUAUGGGUUACAUAAUGGGCAAAGCUGAAGGGUCUGUGGCUCGAGAAGAGUGGCAUGGACACGUCACUGCGCUCUCUGUUGCACCUGAAUUUCGACGCCUCGGGUUAGCCGCCAAACUGAUGGAACUGCUUGAAGAAAUUUCUGAAAGGAAAGGAGGAUUUUUCGUUGACCUCUUUGUAAGAGUUUCCAAUCAGGUAGCAGUGAACAUGUAUAAACAGCUGGGCUAUAGUGUAUAUAGGACUGUAAUAGAGUACUACUCGGCCAGCAAUGGGGAGCCAGAUGAGGAUGCAUAUGAUAUGAGGAAGGCGCUAUCAAGAGACACAGAAAAAAAGUCCAUUAUACCCCUACCCCACCCUGUUAGACCGGAAGAUAUUGAAUAACCAUAGCUAUGGUUCUUGGGCAAAGUAGUGAAGAUUAUAUCUUCAUAUUAUGUACAUAGCAAAGUACUUGGCUUAGUCCUGCAACCUUCUUUAUACUCGAUGAAAUGUUGUUGUUUUUUUGUUGGC